This is a messenger RNA of Tyto alba (common barn owl), 2486 nucleotides long. RefSeq names its product N-myc and STAT interactor (gene NMI). Gene Ontology annotation, cellular component: cytoplasm. NCBI's taxonomy places the organism in Eukaryota, Metazoa, Chordata, Aves, Strigiformes, Tytonidae. The transcript is spliced from 10 exons. The coding region runs from base 274 to 1422 and encodes 382 amino acids. The record is from RefSeq and is a predicted model, not a curated record.
CACCGGCGGGAAAGCGAAAGCGAAAGCGGGAGGCGCCGGGGAAGUGUGUCGGCAGGGAGCGGAGGGGUUGUGGGGAGCCCGGCUCCUUGCUGAGGGGAGCGCGGCUCCUUGCUGAGGGGAGCGCGGGUUCGAGCUGAGGGGAGCGCGGCUCCUUGCUGAGGGGAGCCCGGUUCCUGGCUGAGGGGGCUGCGGCGCAGGAGCUGUUCACCGCGCGGGGAAUGCGGGUCGCGGAGCGGCAGGCUGCCUCCGCUGGGACCCACGGCUGCUGUUUCAAUGGAUUGCACAAGUCCCCCUCUAUCUUUAAAAGAUGAUGGUUUUGUUGUGACAAACCCUGACCCUUUUGACACAUCGAAAGAUGAAAUGGAAGGACUUAAAGAAGAACUGAAGAAAUGGAAGGAAAGAGUUGAAAAAGCUGAAAAAACAAAAGCUGACCUUCUUCUCUGUAAAUUCAGUGCCGAUGAAGAGUAUGUUAAAGCAGAGAAUGAGCUGUUAAAGCUAAAGGACUUUCAAGAGAAACGGCAUAAGGACAUUAUUAUGUCUAGAGACACCCGUGAGAGAGAACUCUGUGUACUAAACCAAGAAAACACUGAACUGAGGAGAGAAAUUGAAAAGCUCAAAGAAGACCUUGCAGAAUGUAGUUCAGUGCAUUUGUGGGAUGGUCAGAUUAAAAAAAAGGUAGCAGAAAUGAAAUUGAAGUUCGCUCACAUGGAAGACACGAAGGAUGAUUAUCCAGAUAUGAAUACUCACUGUGUUUUUGGUGUCACUACAAAAAUCCCAUUCAGACUGAAUCAAAACCAGGCACUGCUUACUUUUGAAGAUGAAGAAGUUGCCCAGAGACUGGUAAAAAUGGGUAAGCAUACUGUGAACCUGGACAACAAAACAGUAGAUGUGAGAGUGAAGCCUCCUACACUUGAAAUGGGAAUCAAAUUUGAGCUCCAUGUCACUAUUUCUGGAAAGAAGAUCAACGUUUCAGAAGUACCUGAGCUAUCCAUUCCUGAAGACUGGAUGAGAGACAAAUUAGAGCUGAAUUUCUACAAAUCUGAACAGGGAGGAGGAGGAGAAAUACAAAAUGUGAGCUAUGACAAACAGUCUAGAACAGCUGUUAUUACAUUCCUCACACCUGGAGCAGCUAACAGCUUUGCGAGAUGUACUAAAUAUCCUUUCUUUGUAAAUGGAAGGUGCUAUAGGCUUUCUGUGUCCCCAAACACCAGUGCACACUUGGAAAAGUUUCAGCUCUAUUGUGGGAUUUCUAAGAAGACCAUUCUGUUGAAAGGAACUCAAGAGAUGGAAGAUGAUGAAGAAAGUGUACAGGACAUGAUUGAAAUUCACUUUCAGAAGCCUAGUAAUAGUGGUGGGGAAAUAGAGAAAAUCAAAUAUGUGUCAAAAGGAGUAACAUGGGUUUGUUUUGAGGAGGAUAUUUAAUGCCACAUAGGAAACUGUAGAUUGAACUCCUGAAGUUUCGAGUUUUUGCUUUAUCAGAGGCAUAGGAAGUUAGGCAGACAUCAUGCUUUAAUAUUUGGAAAUUUAUACUUGAAAAAGAGGAACUACCUGUCUUUCUGAUUUGUGUAAUGGCACAGACUUUGCAUAGAAAUUCAGUAAAACUCAGUGUUUGGUGUUCCAGAGGCUCCUGAUUAGUCACAGAAAAGCUUUUACCAGCACUUGAAACUUUAUCAAUAAAGAUUGCUUUCUGCAAAUUUGUAUCUUGCAAAUUUUAGAUAGGUCACAUAUACUCCAAAGUGGGAUAAGUCUAUUCCUUAGCACAUUUUGGUUACGAAAGCCAUAGGUAAUGCCAAUCAAAAGUGCCUUCACAGACCUGCUUUUUUAAAGUGCCAUAGCUUCAGAAGGUAGCUCUGACAGAACACCAUUCCUCCUGAGGUUGCUGCGUGCCACCAUAACUCACAUACCUGAAAGCAGUUAUCCUGUAGUUUUAUAAAAUCUGCAUUAUUGAAUUAGUGAUAACAUUUAAAUAGGAAGAGUGCAAAACCACCACCGAUUUACUCAAGAAAUUGCACCUUUUAAGAAAUGCCAUAGCAGUAAUAGUGCUUUUAGCUGUCAAAAUGCUGUUAAUUCUCCAAGGAUCUGAUGCAAAUUCUGCUGAACUUCUGAUAAGUUACUCGCCUAGUUUUUUGUUUGGUUUUAAUAUUUGUUUUACAAUUACAUUUUUCCUCAUUUUUAUUCAUGAUUUUGCUUACUUUAAAAAUUACAGUUAGGAAUCGAGGUGAUUCUUUGUCUAAAACGGAUUGUUUUGUGACAAUGCUGGGGAAGGAAUCUGAUGGUGAACGCUGUGUCCGUUUUGAUACGUGUGACUGGCCAGGCUGCUGGCCCUGGGAGGGUAAGUAGGGAACAGUCAGUUGGAAAGGGCAUAGAGUUUAGGGCAAAUUAAAUUUUCAGUGUAUAAUGUCCCCUUUUUUUUUCCAGUUCAUACUUCCAGUUCUCAUUCUAAAAGAUCUUUGAAAUAAAAUGGAAGUGCAAAUUCAGAGGACUUA